Messenger RNA from Cylicostephanus goldi, 390 nucleotides. The record is from the annotation of a GenBank genome assembly. NCBI's taxonomy places the organism in Eukaryota, Metazoa, Nematoda, Chromadorea, Rhabditida, Strongylidae.
AUGUAUCAAAUUCGUAUUUGGGAUCUAAGGACGCAAGAGUGCUUGAGAGUGCUUCAGUCAAGUGGACAAGUGAAUGAUGGUGAUGGAGGCCCAGCUGGAUCACGCCAAAAUACCGUACCGUUCCUGGAGACCGUGGUGAAUGCUGCUGAAGUUGACCCCUCGGGUCGGUUACUCUUCACCUCAUUUGGUGGAGAUGUACGAAUUUGGAAUCUGGAGAAGUGGGCCUCGUUUGGAAGACUUAUUGGAGCAGUUAAUAGUCCAAGAUCUGAGGUUUCUUGUUUGGCCGUAUCUGAAAAUGCCGACGGUUUGCCACAGAUAUUCACUGGCUCGAGAGAUCAUUAUGUGAAAAUGUUCCAGACAAGCGUUGGAGGUAUCAUUUUUGGUUAUAAU